AUGGCUUCAACUGUGGCUCCACGAGCUGGUAAACUGCCAGAUAAUGAUGUAUCAUGGCGUGGUGACUCUGUGUUGGUAGAUGGUGCUUUGGCCGGUGGUUAUUUCGAUGCCGGUGAUCAUGUCAAGUUUGCUCUUCCAAUGGCAUAUUCUAUGACCAUGUUGGGUUGGGCAUUCAUCCAAUAUGAAAAAAAUAUUGCUUCCUGUGGUUUGACUCAAUUGUUCCUUGAGGAUAUCAAGUAUGGUACCGAUUGGUUGAUUGCUGCUCAUACUGGUCCAAAUGAAUUCGUCGGUCAAGUCGGUGAUGGAAAUCUCGAUCACUCAUGGUGGGGACCACCUGAGCUCUUGAACAUGGCUCGUCCACAAUACAAAUUGACUACCUCUGCACCAGGAACUGAGGUUGCUAUGGAAGCUGCCGCUGCCUUGUCUGCUGCCUCUAUCAUUUUCAAAUCACGUGACUCUGCCUACUCUGCCACCUGUUUGUCUCAUGCCAAGCAACUCCAUUCCUUUGGUGACACUUACCGUGGAAAAUACUCUGAUUCCAUCACCAAUGCUCAAGCUUUCUACAACUCAUGGUCUGGAUUCAAGGAUGAGAUCGUCUGGGGUACUAUCUGGCUCUACAAAGCUACUGGUGACGCUUCUCUCUUAACCAAGGCCAAGUCUGACUACGCUUCAUUCGGAAUCGGUGGAAUGGCACAAGGAAAUUCUCACGAUUGGGAUCUCAAGGCACCAGGUGUUGCUCUUUUGAUGGCCCAAAUUACUGGUGAAGCUACCUACAAGAAAGAUAUUGAAGGAUUCCUCAACUACUGGUUACCAGGUGGUGGUAUCACUUACACUCCAGGUGGAUUGGCAUGGAUUCGUCAAUGGGGACCAGCUCGUUAUGCUGCUACCUCUGCUUUCUUGGCUGCCGUCUACGGUGGUGACAAAUACACCAAUUUCUCAAAGAAGCAAAUCAACUACAUUCUUGGUGACAAUCCAAAACAACAAUCAUUCGUCAUUGGUAUCGGUCCCAACGCACCAAGAGACGCUCAUCAUCGUGCUGCCCAUCAUUCUUUAACCAACAACAUCAACAAUCCAACUCACAACACCUAUCUCCUCAAAGGAGCACUCGUUGUUGCCACUGAUUACAAUGCCGGUUUUGUUGGAGCUUUGGCUGCAUUGAUCGAUCCAAGUUCAACUCCAACCCCAACUCAAACUCCAACUCAAACACCAACUGAAACACCAACCCAAACUCCAACUCAGACUCCAACUCAAACUCCAACUCAAACUCCAACCCAAACUCCAACUCAAACUCCUACUGAGACACCAACUCAAACUCCAACCCAAACUCCAACCCAAACUCCAACUGAGACUCCAACUCAAACUCCAACCCAGUCACCAGGACAAGGUUCAGUCACCUUCACUCAAAAGUUGGUAAACUCAUGGGUCAAUGGAGGAGAUAAGUACCAAUUGAUGGAUGUUAUGAUUACCAAUAGUGGAUCAUCUAAAGUAAAGACUUUACAAUUCGGUUUCCCAUCGAGCAUUCAAGAAAAGUGGGGAAUUGUCCAAGUUUCUGGAAACACCUUCACUUUACCAGCCUACCAAGUUGGUUUGAAUGUCGGUGAAACCUACAAGUUUGGUUACAUUGCCAAGGCUAGCAAUAUCCCAGAUUUGGAAAGUAAUUAG
Messenger RNA from Heterostelium album PN500, 1662 nucleotides. RefSeq names its product cellulase. The transcript has 4 exons. NCBI's taxonomy places the organism in Eukaryota, Evosea, Eumycetozoa, Acytosteliales, Acytosteliaceae. Bases 1 to 1662 code for a protein of 553 amino acids. The record is from RefSeq and is a predicted model, not a curated record. Gene Ontology annotation, biological process: carbohydrate metabolic process. Gene Ontology annotation, molecular function: hydrolase activity, hydrolyzing O-glycosyl compounds; carbohydrate binding.